CUCUUUCUAAUAUAAUGUACGGAAAGAGCUAGGUUAUGUUACUGCUAUCUAUCUAAAGAAUCCUUAUCUGCAACUACCUACAACCAACCCUGUUUUACUUGAAAUUCCAACCCAGAAAGCUUCCUCUUGCAUUCCCACACUAGGUAGGUACUUAAUAACCAAUAAUGGCUCCAGCCACCGUAACCAUCGCGAACGGAGCAAGCUGGCAGGAAGUAGCCGCAGAUCGGCAACGACACCGGGACGCCACCAUUGCGGAGGUCUCACCACCCGUGCCUGACUUCCAACCACAAGACAUCCCCGCCAACGUUACCGAUAUCCCCGCGAAAGUGUUAACUGAGGCCGAGAUUGCGAUCACCAACACAAAUGCCGAGGACCUGGUCAAGAAGCUAGCCACGGGCGAAUGGAGCGCGACGGCCGUCGCCAAUGCCUUCUUGCGCCGCGCAGCGCUGGCCCAGAAGCUUACGAAUUGCAUCACAGAGCUGCUGCCCAAGCGAGCGCUAGAAAGAGCAGCGGAACUCGACAAGUACCUGGCUACGCACGGCAAGCCGAUGGGUCCGUUACACGGCGUCCCCAUCAGCGUAAAGGAGCACAUCGGCAUAAAGGGCGAAGAUCUCAAUGCGGGCUAUGUGGCGUGGGUUGGCCGGGUGGCUGAGGACGAUGCCUUGGUCGUGCAGUACUUGUGCGAGGCGGGCGCGGUGAUCUACGCGAGGACAACGCAGCCGCAGAGUUUGAUGCAGAUCGAGACGAACACUAAUCUGUAUGGUGUCACCGUAAAUCCUCGCAACACGACGCUGACCCCCGGGGGUUCAUCGGGCGGAGAGGGCGCACUCAUCGGACUUCGCGGCUCCGUUCUUGGGAUUGGCACUGACAUCGGCGGAUCAAUCCGAAACCCGGCCGCGCUGAACGGCCUCUUCGGCUUCAAGCCAACGACCCAGCGUAUUCCAUACGCCGGAUGGGGUGUUGCGAGGACUAGCGGAGAGACCGUCUCCGGAGCUGUGGGACCUUUGUCAACUAGUCUCGAGGGCUUGAAUCUCUUCACCAAGGCGGUCUUGGACCAGAAGCCCUGGCUGAGACAGCCGAGCCUCGUCUCCAUGGACUGGCGAGAUCCGGCGCAGUUCUUCCCAAAUAGGAAACUGAGGGUUGGUGUCUUGUACAACGAUGGUGUGGUCAGACCUCACCCCCCUAUUCUAAGAGCGAUUACGGAGCUAGCCGAAAAGCUGAAGGGAAGCCCCAAUAUAGAUGUGGUGGAGUGGAAGCCCUGGAAACACGAUUUGUCGUGGUCUAUCAUAGCAAACAUAUACUUCUGCGACGGUGGCGCCGACGUGAAAGCUACGAUCGAGGCAUCGGGAGAGCCGUGGCGUCCACUGACGAACUUCAUUCUGAAUGACAACCCGCACGUCAAAGAACACUCGAUCUCGACUCUCUGGGACGCGAUGGACGCGCGUGACGCCUACCGCGAUAAAUACGCACAGCUCUGGAACGAGACGGCCGACGGAAAUAACGCGCCUCUCGACAUCAUCCUGUGCCCCGCCGGCCCGGGCGUUGCGCCCAAGAUCGACCAGAGCAAGUACUGGGGCUACACCUCGCACUGGAAUCUGCUGGACUACCCGGGCGUCGUCUUCCCAGUGGCGGACGCGGUGGGCGCGGGCGAGAGGGAGGCGCCGUUCGAGUAUCCCGAAGGCUACCAGCCAGUGAGCGAGAGUGAUAAGCUCGUGUAUGAACAGUGGAAGGAGCAUGGGGCCAAGGGGUACAAGGACGCGCCGAUUUCGCUGCAGGCUGUGGCUAGGAGAUUCGACGACGAGAAACUGCUCAGAGCGGUGCAAAUCCUACUCGAGGAGGCUGGCUUGCCGGUUACUGUUCCGGCUUAAAUGGUGGCCUUUUUCGGGGUUCGGAUGAUAUGUCAGUUGUUCGGAGGUUACGGAGAUGGGCGAGAGGUGGAUGCGUAUGGAUAUCCAAUUAAUAGCCUACGGUGCUCUCAAUUUUUACCGAUUCGACCUGGCCUUGAAAUGGCGGACUGUAUUUCAGAUGUAUA
Molecule: messenger RNA, 2032 nt
Organism: Hypoxylon fragiforme
Lineage: Eukaryota; Fungi; Ascomycota; Sordariomycetes; Xylariales; Hypoxylaceae
Product: amidase
Exons: 4
Coding region: 165-1868 (567 amino acids)
Source: RefSeq, a predicted model, not a curated record